Molecule: messenger RNA, 1840 nt
Organism: Diospyros lotus (date-plum)
Lineage: Eukaryota; Viridiplantae; Streptophyta; Magnoliopsida; Ericales; Ebenaceae
Exons: 8
Coding region: 51-1367 (438 amino acids)
Cellular component (GO): nucleus
Source: RefSeq, a predicted model, not a curated record
UGCCUGAAAUUGGAAGAGGGAACGGCCGAGAAGGCAGAAGCCGCAGAACAAUGGAGGAGGCUUGUCCCUCUCCGUCUUCAUCGGCAGUUUCAGAAGCUCUUAUACAAACCCUAAUUACCAGAGGAUGGUGCUUUGGAGACAUCGAACAAGUCAAAGGCGUAAUCAUGAUUCAGUCCGCUUUAAUUGGCGAUUCCUGCACCGCUGAUUUGGUUGAAUCGGAGCUCGCUAACAUGGACUUACGAUCUUUCGGUGGCAAGUCGUUACCCGCUUCUUCUGUCCUCCGCAAUUCUUCUCAUCUUGCCGGCCCUAAAGUCCUGCAGAUAUCCUCGGCGAGGGACAUAUCUCGAAGCAGCAUAGCUGAAAUUUCAGAAAAUUCACAUACUAGGCGUCUGUUAAGAUUGAUACUCACAGAUGGGCACUCUGAAGUAACUGCUAUAGAGUACUCUCAUAUACCAUCAAUUGCGAAUGAUGUCAUUACUGGCACAAAGGUUCGUAUAGGAAAAAGGGCUGCAGUACAUUCUGGUGUUUUGUGCCUGAAUCCUGAAGUGAUAACUGUAAUCGGGGGUGUUGUUGAACCACUUUAUGAAGAAUGGAAGAUGAACCAAAAAUAUUCGGGUUUAUCCCUCUCGUCCUUAAGGAUAUCAAAGGAAAGUAACACUGAUGGUCCCCCACCUUUUGAAAAGCUGCAAAUCAGGGAACUUUCACGUGCAAGGCCUCCAGGCAAAUUUUCAUAUUAUGCUGGAUCAAGUUCCAAAAACUCAAGGCCUACUGUUUUGGGGAAAGAUGGAAGUCUUGAACCUAGUCUGAUUGGCAGACACGAUAGCUUUGAUUCGAAGACAGAUGGCAUGGACAAUAAUGGAAAAUCAGCUUUUGGUGAUGAAAGAACCAAAGAGAAGCCAAGUGGAUCUGAAGCAAGACCAAAGGAAGUGGUUGAAUAUGUCCCCCUUCAAAAUCAAGCAGCUUCUCAGAAACUCCUCCUGAAAAUGAGUCAGCCAAACCAGGAGGAUCGUCAUUUCAGAGUUCGAAAACAUAGGGGGAAGGGUAAACAGGAAGAUACACCAGUUCUCACGUUAGAAGAAUGGGAAAGGAGAAAAGCUGGGGCACAUCCUCUGAAGAGUGAUGGCUUCCCCAAUGUUAGCCAAGAUGAAGAUCUUGCUCAGCAGCUUCAAUAUCAAUUUCAUUUGGAAGACCUUCAUAUACAAAGGGUUCCUCACGAGUCAGAAGCAGAGAACAUAAAAUUGAGCAUGUUCAACUUUCAAAGGGAUGUUGACAAAGACCUUGAUGGAGGGGGAUUCAGAGGAAGAGGAAGAGGAAGGGGAAGGGGAAGGGGUAAAGGAAGAGGGAGGGGCAGAGGUGGCCAAGUGUGAGUUGGAGCUUUUUAGUGGCAAAGCAUAAUAAGGAUGUAAUCUCACCUGCACUUUUCUUGAUUGCUUUGGUCAACAGUAUCCCGUUCCUCCUGGACUGCUUGAUUAUCCUCAGCAAAUGGGUAACAGCGACAUUAAUCCUAGACUUGAUUUUCGAUCUGCCCAUCAGAGACAUGAGGAUUGAGCAGAUGCCCAUAAGCUACAGAAGUAUGGUGUGUUGACUUUAUAUUGGACAAAAUGGAAUGGACUCGGUUUCACUCAAAUAUUCUCAGAAAUACUGCCAAACAUACCGUAUUAGUUUCUGAACCAGCAAGAGAAAGAUUUAACAUACAAUUGUUGUCAGUAGAUUUGAGGGUGGCUCUUUUUUUAUUUUUUUUUAGCUGAGAAAAACAUCAGGUUGGCUUGUUUAAUGAUUGAUGCAUAUGGUCAGCUGUCUUCAGCUAAGCAAUAAAAUCAGUCAGUGGUGUUCCUUGUAA